Molecule: messenger RNA, 603 nt
Organism: Punica granatum (pomegranate)
Lineage: Eukaryota; Viridiplantae; Streptophyta; Magnoliopsida; Myrtales; Lythraceae
Source: RefSeq, a predicted model, not a curated record
UCUAAUCCUUUUUCCAGUUGCUCGCAGUUCGCGAAUUUCACCAAACUCCCUGCGCUGCAUUUGUUUGUCUCCUCCGCUUCAGAAGCGAUCGUCAAUGGCACCGAAGCCCGCAGGGGAGAAGAAGCCCGCAGGGGAGAAGGCCCCGGCGGAGAAGCGGCCGAAGGCGGAGAAGAAGAUCUCCAAGGACGGCGGCGACCUGAAGAAGAAGAAGAAGGCGAAGAAGAGCAGCGAGACCUACAAGAUCUACAUCUUCAAAGUCCUGAAGCAGGUCCACCCGGAUAUCGGGAUCUCCAGCAAGGCGAUGGGGAUCAUGAACAGCUUCAUCAAUGACAUCUUCGAGAAGUUGGCCCAGGAAGCUUCUAGGCUCGCGAGGUACAACAAGAAGCCCACAAUCACGUCUCGGGAGAUCCAGACCGCAGUCAGGCUCGUCCUCCCGGGGGAGCUCGCCAAGCACGCCGUGUCCGAGGGCACAAAGGCCGUCACCAAGUUCACCAGCUCCUAAAAUUUGAGUUUCGUAUAGUAGGGUUUCAGUUUUGAUUUCGAAUUUUCUGAUGUUAUUAUUACUACUGACUGAUCAAUGAAAUUGAUAUGUUUCUCUCAUUG